Messenger RNA from Arabidopsis thaliana (thale cress), 2190 nucleotides. RefSeq names its product Ran BP2/NZF zinc finger-like superfamily protein. Lineage: Eukaryota; Viridiplantae; Streptophyta; Magnoliopsida; Brassicales; Brassicaceae. The record is from RefSeq and is marked reviewed. Bases 84 to 1871 code for a protein of 595 amino acids. The transcript is spliced from 10 exons.
UUAACUAAUACGCAUUGAGUUUCGUUGCUUUCUCGGGAAAAAUCUCUUUGUAACUAAACUUUUAUGUACCUACUAAAAAUCUCAUGUUGAGAUUCUUCAAGACCGACCAUAGAUUGUUCCAUCGAAUCAUCGGGUACACAAGACCAUUCCACGGUCUAGCUAAAACCCAAAACGCUGAGAUCGCUAGACCAGGUUUGGUUGAUCCAAGCUCGCACCCGUGGCCCGAGUGGCUAGAUUUAAUGGGGAUGCUAGCUAAAAAAGGUUACUUUGAAGAAAGCUUGAUUCCAUUGAUGAGUUCCAAGGAAUCUAAUCAUAUUCGUACAGCUUGUCUCAAUUUCGCCCGCCAUCGUUUCACUCUCGUCAGAAACUUGUCGAAGAAAGAUAUCAAAGUGAUUGCUGGGUGUGGAUGUCCAAGCACUGAUAGGAAGGUCGUGAACUCAGGAAAGCGUCUAAGAGCUUAUGUGGGCAUUGAUGAAGGAAAUGUGUGUGGCUCCUGCAACUUGAGAGGGAAAUGUGAAAGGGCGUAUGCACAAGCACGGGAUGAUGAAGGUGCUCGAACUAUAGAUGUCAUGCGUUUACUGCUAACUUAUGGGCUUGAUUCCAUUUCUCCUACUGUUGAGAAUCGUGCCUGUCAAACCAAACUUGUUGAAGAUUCUGUGAGGAAGUUGCUCAGAGAAAGUGUAGCGUAUAGCUUAACAGAUUUUGAAUCUGCUGAGACUGAGACAGCUGGAGAUGAGCUCCAGCCAAAUUCACAGGACAUUGAUGAAAGAGAUCCACGAAAAAGGCCAGGGGAUUGGUAUUGUACAGAAUGCAAGUUUCUAAAUUUUGCGAAAAACAUAAGAUGCUUGCGAUGUGAUGUUUUUUCUGAGGAAAGGCUUAAACAGUUGAAGGAAGAACAAAAAGAUCAUCUCCCACUGAAGAAAGGAGAUUGGAUUUGUCAAACAUGUAAUUUCCUGAACUUUUCGAAAAACACGAGAUGCUUAAGGUGCAAAGACAAGCCUACAUUGCGUCAAAUCAAUCCCGGAGAGUGGGAAUGCGAGUCGUGCAAUUACAUCAAUUUUAGAAGAAACUCUAUAUGUUUGAAGUGUGAUCACAAGAGACAAAAGGCUGCAAACGUCACUCCGGAUUCAAAGACAGUUGCUGAUCGUCAAAGCGGAGUUACAAAGACGUGGAGCUUUGUAGAAGAAGAGAGUGUAAAACGAUGCAAUGGCGAAGAAGAGGAAGAAGAAGAUGGUUUCAUGGGAUUUCCAGUAGAGGGAGGGAGAAGCAAUGUUUCAAAGAGCGCAGAAAAGAGAGAGCAAUGGAAGUUGGAGAUGACACAGAGAAUUAGAAGCAAUGGGACUAAAGCGAAAAAAGAUGAUAAUACGAAGAACGAAACAGAGUCAAAAUGUUAUGAUCGGAGAAGAAAUGAACUUCUUGUUCCCAGAAACUUUAGAUUAUUGGAAGAGCUAGAAAGAGGUGAGAAAGGAAUUGGAGAUGGGACAGUGAGUUAUGGAAUGGAUGAUGCUGAUGAUAUUUUGAUGCAAUCUUGGACUGGUACCAUUCUUGGUCCUCAUAAUACUGCGUAUGAAGGGAAAAUCUUUCAGCUGAAGCUAUUCUGUGGAAAGGAUUAUCCGGAAAGUCCACCUACUGUGAGGUUUCAGAGUCGUAUAAACAUGGCUUGUGUCAAUCCUGAGAAUGGAGUGGUUGAUCCGAGUCACUUCCCUAUGCUUUCCAACUGGAGAAGAGAAUUCACAAUGGAGGAUCUACUGAUUCAGCUUAAAAAAGAAAUGAUGUCAUCGCAGAACCGCAAGUUAGCUCAACCCUUGGAAGGUAAUGAGGAAGGCAGGACAGACCCAAAGGGACUAGUGGUGAAAUGUUGCGUGAUGUGAAAAGAGGUAAUGAGGAAUUUAUAAGAAUUUAAGAGACAAAACAAUGUAUAUAAACAGCAUUUGAAGGGCUUUGAGAUUGGCCUAAGAACCCUUUCUUCUAUAGGCCUUCUUAAUCCUACCAUUUGAUUAUGUAUUAUGUAAUAUUUGAGAAUAUAUUCACCAAAAACAGGUGCCCUUAAUAAACCUCCACUCUUCUUCACUUUUUUUGGUCUUUUACUUUUGUGUGAGUGUAUGCGGCCUACUUUGGAGGACAUAGAGAUUGAAGGUCGUAUCAAAAGAAGUGCCUUUUGCAUAUAAUUGAUAAAGCAAAAGUUGCAGG